UUCGAGCAGGUAAAACUGUGGUGGGCAAGGGAUCUGGAGUGAAGAAAAGUGACCAAAAGCUCUUUUUUUAGACUUUUUUGGAGCCAUCGACAGUGCUGUGCCUGGGCUAGCAGCUGGCAGCUUGUGGGCGGGCUCCUGACUCACCAGGGGCGGAGCUGACACCUCGUGGCAGUAUUCAAGGUACUUACCACGAGUCAUCAGCCAUUUGCUUCAUUUGCUACAGAGACUAGCUUCGAGCAGGUAAAACUGUGGUGGGCAAGGGAUCUGGAGUGAAGAAAAGUGACCAAAAGCUCUUUUUUUAGACUUUUUUGGAGCCAUCGACAGUGCUGUGCCUGGGCUAGCAGCUGGCAGCUUGUGGGCGGGCUCCUGACUCACCAGGGGCGGAGCUGACACCUCGUGGCAGUAUUCAAGGUACUUACCACGAGUCAUCAGCCAUUUGCUUCAUUUGCUACAGAGACUAGCUUCGAGCAGGUAAAACUGUGGUGGGCAAGGGAUCUGGAGUGAAGAAAAGUGACCAAAAGCUCUUUUUUUAGACUUUUUUGGAGCCAUCGACAGUGCUGUGCCUGGGCUAGCAGCUGGCAGCUUGUGGGCGGGCUCCUGACUCACCAGGGGCGGAGCUGACACCUCGUGGCAGUAUUCAAGGUACUUACCACGAGUCAUCAGCCAUUUGCUUCAUUUGCUACAGAGACUAGCUUCGAGCAGGUAAAACUGUGGUGGGCAAGGGAUCUGGAGUGAAGAAAAGUGACCAAAAGCUCUUUUUUUAGACUUUUUUGGAGCCAUCGACAGUGCUGUGCCUGGGCUAGCAGCUGGCAGCUUGUGGGCGGGCUCCUGACUCACCAGGGGCGGAGCUGACACCUCGUGGCAGUAUUCAAGGUGACUGGCUCUCCUGUUAACAGGCCCUGACACCACCUCUCCAGACAUGGUCCUCACCAGGAAACGUACUUCCCAUGCAAAGACUGUGGCAACCCAGACAGAGGGUCUGCUUAAUAAUGUGGCGGUUCAGGUCUCUGGCUGCCAGGAGUGCCUCAGCCUGCUGCUGCCAGGGGAGGAUGGGAAGGAUGCCACUUGUGUGCGGUGUGAGCAGCUGGACGAGCUGCUCAACCUGGUGGUGGAGCUUGGGGAGGAGGUAGGUAGACUGCGGACCAUCAGAGAGUGUGAACGAGAGAUUGACUGGUGGAGUGACUCUCUGCGAGAAAGGCGCAGAGAUUGCACUACCCAGACUGAGGGGACAACGGACCCUAUCUCUCAUUGUAGUCAAACAGGGAGAGACAGCUUGAGAGAAGAUGAGGAAUGGCAGCUGGUCUCAUCCCGGCGUCGCAGGCAACCCCCAAGUUCUCGACCUACCUCGGUUCCCCUGAUCCCUCUCUGUAAUAGGUAUGAAACUCUGAAACCAGAGGGAGUGGUGACUGAUGAUAAUGUGGGAGCACUGCCACCAAGCUUGCCUAAGGUGAGGCGGUCAGCCCCACGUUUAAAGACUGCCUCCUCCAAGAAAGAAAGGAGAGUGGUAGUCGUAGGUGACUCUCUUCUGAGAGGAACAGAGGGUCCGAUAUGUCGGCCUGACCCUACCCGUAGGGUGGUGUGCUGCCUUCCUGCGGCCCGGGUCAGGGAUAUUUCUAGAAAACUCCCUAGCCUUAUCCGCCCCUCUGAUUAUUACCCUCUAUUGAUAGUUCAGGCCGGCAGUGAUGAGAUCCCUGUUAGAAGCCUGAGGAUUAUAAAAAAUGAUUUUAGGAGACUGGGGAAGUUAGUUGAUGGAGCGGGCAUACAAGUAGUGUUUGCCAGUAUUCCCUUGGUGGCAGGGACGAGCGCUGAGACGACCAGGAAAAGCCAUCUUGUAAAUGCAUGGCUGAGAGGCUGGUGCAAGCGCAAAAAUUUUGGGUUCUUUGAUCAUGGGGUGGUCUACUCGGCAUCUGGCCUGAGGUCUGCUGAUGGGAAUUGUCUGUCUCCAAAAGGGAGACGGAUACUUGCCCAGGAGCUGGCGGGACUUGUAGAGAGGGCUUUAAACUAGAUAGGAAGGGGGAGGGAGAUAAAGCUAGGCAUGC
This is a messenger RNA of Tympanuchus pallidicinctus (lesser prairie-chicken), 2039 nucleotides long. RefSeq lists its product as uncharacterized. The record is from RefSeq and is a predicted model, not a curated record. Lineage: Eukaryota; Metazoa; Chordata; Aves; Galliformes; Phasianidae. The transcript is spliced from 2 exons. The coding region runs from base 920 to 2005 and encodes 361 amino acids.